GCAGUGGCCGCAUCAGGUGUAAAAUUUACAUUUUGCGAUUUUAAUCGGGUAGUCUCCCAGACAACAUCCCACCUUUACACACCCUCAUUUACUAUUAAACUUCGUUUCAUCGUUUUUGGUCUCGCCGAAUCUCAACACUGGUACUUUGAGUUUGGUAUUUUUUUAGAGGGGAAAAAACCUCCCGAAGACGUUCAUUCAAUUUACCGUUCGCCAUCCACCAUUUACAACAUUCAUCAUGAACCCGAACAAGCAAGUUACCAACACUCCUUAUCCUAGCCCCAAGGGUGACUGGGAAGAUUGGGAAGAUUCAGACGAGGAGGUGCCGGUUAAGUUAGGGGACCAGGACAUGCUUAUUGACCUCUUCGAUGACUCGACAACACAAAGAUCAUCUCGACCUACUAACACCCAGAGCAUAUCACGAAAUUCGAUACGGUAUUCGAUUCAGAAGCCGGCUCGUGUAAAAUCUAGAGGAAGGCAAAAAGCCCAGAAUGCGAAAGCCGGUAUUAAAGUCGUGACAGAUAUGUCAAAGUUCCGCCGACCUGCGCCCACCGUAAAACCGAAAUUCGUCGACCCCGCCGCUCUUCACGCUCUGGAGGGAGAGCCUUCUUCUGCUUCCAUCGGUAGUUUUUCGUGGCUCAAGCAGAGACCUGGGAACAGUUUAGGCUCUGGGGUAGGUAAUAAGCUUGUGCGAGGACCAUCAUCAGAUCUUUCUCCGGAUUCUCGGCCUAUCGUUAUAGGAAUAGCGGUACCUUCCGACAAUCUAUCGGAACACCAGGUUAGCCCCCAGACUGCUGGUAUCGAGACGCCAAUAGAUGCGCGCAAAUUCGCCCCAAAUCCGAGUACCGUUACGGGUUAUCCUCCGGGUCCCGCACCACAUCAACUGCGCUCUGUAUGGUCCCCAGAUACGGAAGCGAGCGAAUCCCCGUACCAACCUUCUAGAAGUGCGUUGAGCGUCUACUCUCAACCUAGUAUGUAUGGUGGUCCCGUAGCGGAUACCGAUGUACCUCCCGUACCUGCACUGCCGGAAACCCUUAAGCCCAAACCGAAGCAAAUUGUCGGCGUUAGCUAUCUCGACCUUGAUGAUGAUGACGAUAUCGGAACACCUUGCACUCUUUUUGAGGAGGAUGGAAGUCCGACGGCAACCCGCAAGUCAGUCAAGCCUAAAGCGACGGUAGUAAGUCCCGAGAGCGCCAGUAGCCGAUCGCACGGUUGGUGGGACCACGUCACCACUCCUUUCAUACAACAAUCCUCCAAUCCCUUCAAGCAGCAACCGCAAGAAAUAAGUGCAGGCCCUUCCCCGCAGCAAUGGAACCCGUUCAAGAAGCAGACACAAGAUAUAGCACCUAGUGCUUCUCCGCCUGCAGCGAUUCCUCACGAGUGGUGGACCGGGUCUGAUGAGAAAGGUGGCCCUUCGCAGCCUAACCCAUCUGCUCAGCACGUUAAAGCGACAGCUACAAGCCCCGAAGCGUCCCCAGCAGUUCCUCAUGAAUGGUGGAAUGGUUCCCAGGAGAAGGGAGGUUCAUCAUCAUCUUCCAGAGGAUUGGGAUUGACAAAUAACUCGCCGACAUCCUCUCAACCGCAACAAUACACCCCUCAAGCAGUUGGUACCUCGUCUCGGUCAGUAUCACCAGGUCACAAAGAGACACAUUCCGAAAAGGCCAGGAUUCUUCUUGAGGAAAACCAGGCGCCGAGUGACCAGCCUCCGCCAUAUUCACCCCCGAAGCCAGUCAAUCAUGUCAAUCAAGUUAAGUAUGGCGUGAUAUUACCGCCCCCGGUGGUGGUUAACUCCCAGCGGGUACCGUCGCCUGGCCCAAUGACGCCGAACAUGCCCGGAACAAUGACUACCCAGAGUGCUAUCAAUUUGGCUGAGAUACCUCUGACACCGAAUGCACCUCGUGCCGCGGUCCUUCCUGAUCGCGCACCUGGAACAUUCCUACCCGGCGAUCAUUUUUACGAGAUUAGAGGGCAAGCUAAUCGUACCGAAAGACAGCGGCGCCGUCAUGAAAAGGAAGAAGUUAUCGCUAGAAAGGCUGGUGGAUUUUGGAGAGGCCGCGGCUGCAUACCCAAAAAAGGUUGUUUCGGACGUACUGGUCGUGAGGGUAGAAAGAGAAGACGUGUCUGGCUAUGCGUGAUUGCUAGUUUAAUUGUUGCAAUCAUCCUUGCUGUCGUCCUGGGUGUCGUUCUUACGCGGCAUCGGCCGGUGGAUCCAGUUCCUUCGAUCUGGCUCAAUCUGACAGAUUUCCCACCCAUGCCAACUGGGGUCAUGACAGUCUCUGGGCCAGACAAUUCCGAAGCCAGAUCUGGCUGCCUCGUAAAAACAGCGGAAACGGCGUGGUCGUGCUCUUUACCUAAAGAAUUGCAUGAUUCUGUUGCCCCCCACGACCCCGACCAACCCGAAUUCAUCUUCCAAAUCCAAUACGACAAUAACACUCAGCAACUAUGGAACAUGUCAGACUCAAAUAAGGGGUCUGACGGGAAGCAAGACUUCUUGGCUGAUGCAGGAUUUUCCCCUAACCCGCAACCACCUUCUGUUGCGGAGAUAGAAUUCCUUGGUAAUACCACCGACGAAAUUCAGGCGGACAACAAGGCGGGAGAGCCAACACCUUUUUUUAUAAGCACUCUAACGGCGGUCGACAAAACAGUCGGUCCAAAUAUGCUAAGUAGACGACAAGGCCCUAACAAUGCCAUUGGUAUCGGAAACGACGGCUUGAACCUUACUGAGCUUCUUCCUCCUCCAGCACUGAAUGGUGAUGGUACAGGUGCUGUGGCGACUCUAUUUCCGCAUUCCGUGCAGCAACCCGUCCGCUUGUUCGACCGCGGUUUACCGACCGAACACUACGGGUUCUACACCCAUUUUGACAAGACAAUUUAUAUGAAGGAUUCUGUAAACGUAAACUCGGUUGACCAGGAUGGUGGCGCCCCAGAGACUGAGGCUACCUCUCUAGUGACUUUCGCUCAGACUCGUUUCCUCGUACAAAUUUGGACGCGCAUGGAAAAUACAACGCGACUGCUUGGAAAUGGCGGUACUGCCAUACCCUGGACGAACGGAUCCGAGAGUUCGAACACACCGGGCACUAUGCCUUAUCCAGUCACCCUUACGAUUGAUAUGCACGGUGGAGAUAGGGAGAAGAAAAUCGAUUACCUUUACGGAGUCUUGGAUAACCAGGCCAUCAACACAACUGAUGCCAAGCUCGUCGUCUCAAACCGCGGAUUCGCUGGUACUCUGAUCAACAGUAUGAACGGAAAGCCUAACCUAUCCCUUGGGGGCAUCGAUGGCGGUACCGGUGGAUGCAGGUGCAAAUGGAUCAACUUUAAGAGUUUGACUAAGGUCUCGACCUAGUUACCUACUUUUAUUAUUAUGAACAUAUAUAGGGGUUGCAUGGAAGGCGUUUUGCAUUAGUGGAUUUUGCGGGAAGCAAAGGAAAAGUUUUGAUCAUUGAACAAUAGCCUUUGACUUUCAGGGCCGGAUUACUAUCGCAUAGGUAUGCGAGUCAAUUGCCCACCUACGAGCUGGGGUUUCUUUGUUACUUAUUUUAUUGCAUUGGAACGGAAGGAUGGACCAGGACACUACGAAUCGUAUUUAGAUGAGGGCUAAUUGAGCCUUAAUGAGUUAUUCUAAGUAGCUGUACCAUAAUUUUACGAGAAU
Messenger RNA from Hypoxylon trugodes, 3646 nucleotides. RefSeq lists its product as uncharacterized. The record is from RefSeq and is a predicted model, not a curated record. NCBI's taxonomy places the organism in Eukaryota, Fungi, Ascomycota, Sordariomycetes, Xylariales, Hypoxylaceae. The transcript has a single exon. The coding region runs from base 236 to 3340 and encodes 1034 amino acids.